GUCACGUAACACUCUACGUUUUCUGACUAACGGACCGCUUCGGUAAAAGUGUCUAUAGGAGGGCUUAAAAGCUGCGAGCUGUUUCCUGUCUCCCAUUGUUAUCUGGUGUUAGCUAGCCGACAGCUAACGAGAUGUUGCUAUGCAUUUGCAUGACAACAGCGAAAACUAAUAUCAAGGCUGCUUCAACCAAUUAGCUAGUUUGUGUCGGGCCUUUUAGUUUAGAGGGUCAUGCUUAGCAAGUGAACCAAACAAUGGAAGGAAAAGGCCCCUACCGCAUCUACGAUCCGGGUGGGAGUGACGUCAAGUCCAGGGAUGAAGCUGCAGGAGGAAGCAGCUAUCGACAGCUCCUGGAGGAGAACAGCAUGCUGAGGGAGAGGAUGAAGGGUCUUAAAAGCCUAGGUGACUUGCUCGAAGAAUCUCAAUUAGAAGCGUUGAGGCUUCGUCAGCGAGUGGAGGAACUUGUAAGAGACAACGAGGCCCUCAAGUCCUCCAGCUUUGCAGCCAGUCUUUGCGCAGGUGGACACGUUCAGACCGAAACACAAAGUAAACCUUUUUUGUAUCCCGCUGCUGAGCCGAAGGAAGCGGAUGCAAGCUGUUUAGCGAGGGCCAUUCAGCCCAACAGACUUAGUGAGGCCUUAUCAGAGUUUGAAGUGGUCAAUAUGGACAGGAGGACGUCAGAUGCCUUGACUGCCCGAUCUGCAGUAGGUGUAAUCCCCCUCCUGCCUCAGGAGAACGUCGAGCUAGCGAGCCAGCUGAAGAAACUGGAGAGCUCCUUCAGCAUAUUCGCAGAGGAGUCCAAUCCAAACCAGCUGUUAGCUCACCUGGGACGAAUGGCUGUGGAGUUUCACCAUCUUUCCUCUAAGGUCCAAAAGAAUGAACAAAGGACGUCCCUCCUUCAGACUCUGUGUGAGCAGCUCAGACACGAGAACAAUGAACUUCGGAAGAAAAUGGAGGAGGAUCAUCAUAUCAGGAAUCGAGACUUGGAACAGCUGAGGCAGGAAAAUCAGAAACUGAAGGAACUUGUGACAGGAGGAGCAGCAGUGGCAUCAACAUCAGCAGCUGCAGCAGCAUCAUCAUCAUCAUCCUCAUCAUCUACGGCAGUGUCUGACACUGAAGCUCCCGACACCAAAGAUGAGCCAGUUAAAGAGGAAUGUGCUACGGUGAGACCAAAGGUGGAAGCCUCCACCCCUCAGAAGAGUGGAAAAGCUGCUGACAAAAGCCCAAGCAAGCCUUGUGAUGUUGAGGUUUAUGAAAAGAAGAUCAAGCUCCUAGAGAAGCAAAGAAAAGAUGUACUGGAGGUGAAUAAGCAGUGGGACAUUCAGUGGAAUUCAAUGAAGUCACAAUUUGAACAGAAGAUCACGGACCUUAGACAGAGGCUCGCAGAUUCCCAGAAGACUGUGCUUGAACUGGAGGCGGAGCGAGAGCAGAGACAGCGUGACUACGAAAAGAAGUUGCUCCUGGCAAAGUCCAAGAUUGAAAAUGUGCAGGGUGAGAAGGAGUGUCUAAAUACUGAGACGACCGAGUUGAAGCAGAAAGUUCGCUACCUGGAGGACCAGCUGUUGCCCCUCAGCAAACAGCGAGAGUACCAAGAGAAGGAAAUCCAACGCCUCAAUAGGGCUUUAGAAGAAGCCUUAAAUUUGCAUGCCCCUUCAUCCUCCCAACAACAACCUGGUCAGGAUGCUGCCAGUAACCUGAAGAAGCAGGAACUACUCACUCAAAUUGCUGUUCUAAAAGAACAGGUUAAAAUCUUUGAAGAAGACUUCCGAAAAGAACGUAGUGACAGGGAGCGAAUGAAUGAGGAAAAAGAAGACCUGAGGCGGCAAGUGGAGCGACUGCAGAUUCAGAUUACAAACUUGACCAAUCAGCUGCAUCAAGCACAGAAUGAGUGUCAGCGAGAACACACAGAAAGAUGCAAGCUAGAAAGACUGCAGAUGCAGCAUCAUAAGCAGGGGCAGCAACAGGAACGACGUACCUCAGACCCCACGUCGGGCUCAAAGAACGGCCCGCUGAGCCCCCCCUACUGUGGUCCCUUUGUGCAGGUGGGAGCGCAGGGCCUUGAGGGGUGGCCCAUACACUUCCAUCCGCGGAUGCCCAAUGUGGCGGCAGCCGCCGCAGCUCCACCCCACGUGCGAGACUUCCAGCCUGUUACCCCGGGUUUUCCAUGGCAGUCAUCGUCAUUUCUACAGCCCAGAGGAGCUAGAGCAGUGGGGGAGAGUUCACGACCAGCACCAGAUAAUGCAGACCAGUCCGCAGCAGCAGCAUCAGCAUCAGCGGCGGCCGCAGCAGGAGGAGGAUUUGGAAAAAGGGAGCGACAAAAUAUAGAUCCUGGAAAGCACUGAAAUAUCACCGUGUCAUGGAAAUUGGGUUGUAGCAUGGAAUCAAUGUUUUGAUUUGAAAAGGUGUAAUUUGAUCUAUAAUUUUCCUACUGAACUGUAGAUAUCCUAUUGUAAUGUUGUUUAUACUUGCGUUUUAUAAGGCUAUUUGUGGAACACUUCACUAUUCUGAAUAUAAACAUGAACUAUUUUGAUUUGUUUUUCUUUUUUUUUUUUUUUUAAAUCAUGUACUAUAGUUUGUUAUAUAUACUUAACACACUUUUUUCCCCCCAGAAAAUAUAUAACUUCCUAUGUUAUAAUCUGCAACAACUUGAUUUAGCUAGUAGGGUUACAGCAAGCAUUCCCCUGAAUGAGCAAAAUGUAUCAUUCCAACAAUGGAUGACAACGUAGCCAAAUUCAAUCUCUGAAUUUACAAAAUAAAUGUUAAUUGACUUCAGAAGACUUCCACAGUACAUUGAUGUGAUAGAAAUGUCCCAUAUGUGUAAGUGUUCAAAAUGUUGCAUACAAACAUUUGGGAGGUAGGUAGAGGGGAUUUUGACAUAGCAUACCAAAAACAUAUUUGUGAUUGAUAAUUUAUUUAUAACCUGCUGUUUUGAUAGUUGCAUUGACUAAGUGUGAAUCAUUGUCUUUUAGUAAUGCUGCUCAAUGUUGUUAGUGUAUUCCUGAUAUAAUUGUAGCUAUUGACAUGUUUGUGUCAGACACAGUAUACAACACAUAAGCCUUUCUUUUCACCAUGAUGAUGGACCUAAUCUCAUUAAACACAGCUCUUCUAUGAUUUAAUUUUUUUUUUUUAUUUGACCGCCUAUGUCACUCUAGUAAUCUCAUGAACAUGUUAGCCCUGUGUAGUACCUAACAGUUUUGCAAUCUUUUAAUAGCUGUUAACUUAUAAACAGUAGAGAGACAUUCACAACAGAGGAUGUCUGGGUUAAUCUGAUGCCUGCCUUGCCAACUAGCCCAUGACACUGAGUCAAGAGCCCUGAUAUAAUGCGCAUGAGACAACUUCAGUUUAGGUUUUUUUUCUUUUUUUUUUUUCCCAAUCUCAAAUCAAUACCAAUGUCUGAACCGAAUGCUCACAAGGUGUUAUGAGGUAGUCAGAUGAAGGGUUUCUAAAAUUGUGCAGAAUCUGAGAAAAAGCAUUUUUUAACUAAGUUUUUAGGUUACAGGAAACCGAAUCGGAUUGGUGGAAAGUGAAGGGAAAUGUGCACUUUUCAAAAAGGUAUUCUUUUAUUACUGGCGGUUGUAUUUCUUGGUUUGCAGCCCUUUUUCUGUUUUGCUGUAGGCAAAAGCACAUGUGAGGCCUUUUGUAUUUGACUGGCUUAAUAAAUCUAUUCUAAAUGUU
Messenger RNA from Phyllopteryx taeniolatus (common seadragon), 3672 nucleotides. It is a transcript of the gene tnip1, whose product is annotated as TNFAIP3 interacting protein 1. The coding region runs from base 252 to 2339 and encodes 695 amino acids. Gene Ontology annotation, biological process: cellular response to lipopolysaccharide; regulation of transcription by RNA polymerase II; negative regulation of canonical NF-kappaB signal transduction. The record is from RefSeq and is a predicted model, not a curated record. The transcript has 18 exons. NCBI's taxonomy places the organism in Eukaryota, Metazoa, Chordata, Actinopteri, Syngnathiformes, Syngnathidae.